GGAAGACCCCGUUGAAAAAGCAAAACAGAACAAACAGAAGAAAAAAAGCGACACUUUUUUCUUUUCUUUUUCAUUGUCCAAUUACGUCGCCAUUUGCCCCAUUUUCCAUUGAUCCGCGUUUUCUUGCAAAAUCAAAACACAACGCAACCCUUACUCGUUAAGCUACACAAGAACAAUAAACAAAACCCCCAACAUUUUCUUCCAUUUCCAUUAUUCUCAUCUAAACUCCCUUUCUCUUUCAAAUCGUGUUAGUUACAGAGUGAGAACUGAGUUCCUUACUAAGCUCGGUGGAAAAAGGAGAGUCUCGAAGAAAAAGGCGUAACCGCCAACCAUGGCUAGGGUUAGCGAGAACUGGGAGAGGCUGGUUCGAGCGACGCUCACCAGGGAGCAGCUGCGAAAUGCUGGACCUGGACACGGCAGAAUCGCUAGCGGCAUCGCCGGUGCGGUUCCGCCGUCGCUUGCUCAGACCACGAACAUUGACCUUAUCCUCCAAGCUGCCGAUGAGAUUCAAGCCGAGGAUCCUAACGUCGCCAGGAUCUUGUGUGAGCAGGCUUAUACCAUGGCUCAGAAUCUUGAUCCCAGCAGUGAUGGCAGGGGAGUUCUUCAGUUCAAGACUGGUUUAAUGUCUGUUAUUAAGCAAAAACUUGCUAAAAAGGAUGGGGCCAGGAUUGACCGCAAUCGUGACAUUGAGAACUUAUGGGAGUUCUAUCAGCGCUACAAGCAACGACAUAGAGUGGAUGACAUCCAACGGGAAGAGCAGAGAUUACAAGAAUCGGGAACUUUUAGUUCUACACUGGAUGAGUUAAGGCUAAGGGCAUCAGAAAUGAAAAAGGUUGUUGCCACACUUCGUGCCUUGGUGGAUGUCAUGGAAUCACUUAGUGGCGAUGCUGAUCCCGGUGGAGUUGGAGGCCUCAUUAAGGAGGAGUUGAGAAAAAUAAAAUCUUCGAGUACGACGUUAACUGGAGAGCUGACGCCAUAUAAUAUUGUUCCUUUGGAAGCACCGUCAUUAACCAAUCCUAUCAGAAUCUUCCCAGAGGUUAAAGGUGCAAUAUCUUCAAUUAGAUAUACUGAGCAGUUUCCUAGACUUCCUUCUGGAUUUAAAGUAUCUGGACAGAGGGAUGCAGACAUGUUUGAUCUUUUGGAGUAUGUUUUUGGUUUCCAGAAAGACAAUGUAAGGAACCAGCGUGAAAAUGUUGUGUUAAUGAUAGCAAAUGCACAAUGUCGACUUGGCAUGCCUACCGGAACUGAUCCAAAAAUAGAUGAGAAAGCGAUAAAUGAAGUCUUCUUGAAGGUACUAGAUAAUUAUAUUCGAUGGUGCAGAUACUUGCGAAUGCGACUUGCUUGGAAUAGUUUAGAGGCAAUUAACAGGGAUAGGAAACUUUUUUUGGUUUCCCUUUAUUUUCUUAUUUGGGGUGAAGCAGCAAAUGUUCGCUUUCUCCCUGAGUGCCUUUGCUAUAUAUUCCACCAUAUGGCAAAAGAGUUGGAUGCUAUUUUGGAUCAUGGAGAAGCCUAUCCUGCUUCCAGCUGUACUGCCACUGAUGGUUCUGUGAAAUUCCUUGAGCAAAUAAUUUGUCCCAUAUACGAGAUCCAGGCUGCGGAAGCUGAUCGAAACAACAAUGGGAAAGCUGCACACUCGGCAUGGAGGAAUUAUGAUGACUUCAACGAAUACUUUUGGUCUCGUGCUUGUUUUGAAUUGGGCUGGCCAAUGAAGAAAGAUUCCCCAUUCUUAAGGAAACCUAAAGGCCGCAGAAGGACUGGCAAAAGCAGUUUUGUAGAGCAUAGAACGUUUCUGCACUUGUUCCGAAGUUUUCAUCGGCUUUGGAUCUUCUUGGCAUUAAUGUUGCAGGCAUUGACAAUAAUUGCUUUCAAGGAUGGAGAUCUCGAUCUGGAUACUCUUAAAACAGUACUUAGUAUUGGGCCGUCAUUUGCAAUUAUGAAUUUUGUCAAGAGCAUCCUGGAUGUGUUGCUUACAUUUGGGGCAUACAGCACCGCAAGGGGAAUGGCUGUCUCUAGGCUAAUUAUAAGGUUUUUCUGGGGUGGCUUGACUUCCACGGCCAUAACAUAUCUUUACUUGAAGGUUUUGCAGGAAAGGAAUAGUCGUAACGCAGACAAUUCAUUUUAUUUCCGAAUAUACAUUCUUGUACUAGGUGUUUAUGCUGGUCUACGUCUAUUCCUAGCACUGUUGCUCAAAUUUCCAGCCUGUCACACAUUAUCAGAUAUGUCUGAUCAGUCCUUCUUUCAGUUUUUUAAGUGGAUUUAUCAAGAAAGAUAUUUUGUCGGGCGCGGUCUUUAUGAGAAGAUGAGUGAUUAUUGUAGAUAUGUGAUCUUCUGGCUGGUGAUAUUUGGCUGCAAGUUUACCUUUGCAUACUUUCUACAAAUUCGACCCCUUGUCAGUCCUACCAGGAUCAUUCGACAUCUUCGCAUUAAUGAUUACUCUUGGCAUGAUUUAAUCUCGAAAAACAAUAACAAUGUGUUGACUAUAGUUAGCUUGUGGGCUCCUGUUGUGGCUAUUUAUCUCAUGGAUAUUCAUAUUUGGUACACCCUCAUGUCAGCAAUUGUUGGUGGUGUAAUUGGUGCACGGGCUCGGCUCGGUGAGAUACGUUCAAUUCAAAUGUUGCAUAAGCGUUUUGAGAGUUUUCCUGGGGCAUUUGUAAAAAAUUUGGCCUCUCCACAAGCAAAAAGGUUGCCCAUCAGUGGACAAUCAUCCCAGGAUUCUCAGGAUACAAACAAAUUGAAUGCUGCUAUGUUUGCUCCUGUUUGGAAUGAGAUAAUUAUAAGCUUGCGUGAGGAAGAUUUUAUUAGCAAUAGGGAAAUGGACCUACUUUCUAUUCCUAGCAACACUGGAAGUCUGAGAUUAGUUCAAUGGCCUUUGUUUCUUCUAAGCAGUAAGAUCCUGAUGGCGAUUGAUUUGGCUUUGGAUUGCAAAGAUACACAGACAGAUCUGUGGGGCAGGAUAUGUAAGGAUGAAUAUAUGGCUUAUGCAGUGCAGGAGUGCUAUUACAGCAUUGAAAAAAUUUUGUAUUCAAUAAUAGUUGAUCAUGAAGGAAGACUUUGGGUCGAAAGAAUAUUUCGUGAGAUCAAUGCCAGUAUAUCAGAAGGUUCACUUGUUAUAACCUUGUCUCUGAAGAAGCUACCACUUGCUUUAUCAAGAUUUACAGCAUUAACUGGACUCCUGAUUCGAAAUGACCCGGAACUUGCAAAAGGUGCUGCUAAGGCUGUGUAUGAAGUCUAUGAUGUUGUUACUCAUGACCUGGUUUCUUCAGAUUUAAGGGAGGCUCUGGAUACUUGGAAUAUUGUAGCUAGAGCUAGAGAUGAGGGACGCCUUUUUUCUAGGAUACGAUGGCCUGAUGAUCCAGAAAUUAAAGAGCUGGUGAAGAGGUUGCAUCUCCUUCUUACCGUAAAGGACUCUGCAGCUAAUGUUCCAAAGAAUCUUGAAGCCAGAAGAAGAUUACAGUUUUUCACAAAUUCUUUAUUUAUGAAGAUGCCUUCAGCAAAGCCUGUUAGUGAAACGUUGCCAUUCUGUGUUUUCACCCCAUACUAUAGUGAAACUGUGCUAUACAGUACUUCCGAAUUGCAAAAGGAGAAUGAAGAUGGGAUAUCUAUUCUUUUCUAUCUUCAAAAGAUAUUUCCAGAUGAGUGGGAUAACUUUCUUGAAAGAAUUGGUCGGGGAGCAUCCACUGGAGAUGAUGAACUUCAAAAAAAUAGCAGUGACACUUUGGAGCUCCGUUUCUGGGCAUCUUAUCGUGGGCAGACUCUAGCUAGGACAGUUCGUGGAAUGAUGUAUUAUAGAAGAGCAUUAAUGUUGCAGAGCUUUCUGGAGAGCAGAUCACUAGGAGUGGACAAUUAUUCUCCAAAUAGCUUCAUCACAAGUCAAGGAUAUGAACUGUCACGUGAAUCACGAGCACAAGCUGAUUUGAAGUUUACUUAUGUUGUAUCAUGCCAAAUAUAUGGACAACAGAAACAGCGAAAGGCACCGGAAGCUGCUGAUAUUGCUUUGCUAUUACAGAGGAAUGAGGCACUGCGAGUUGCUUUUAUCCAUGCUGAUGAAAGUACAACUGAGGGAAAGACAACAAAAGUGUUUUAUUCAAAGCUUGUUAAAGCUGAUAUAAAUGGAAAAGAUCAGGAGAUAUAUUCUAUCAAACUUCCCGGGGAUCCAAAGCUAGGUGAAGGAAAGCCCGAAAACCAAAACCAUGCUAUAAUUUUCACUCGCGGUGAUGCUGUUCAAACUAUUGACAUGAAUCAGGACAAUUAUCUUGAGGAAGCAAUGAAAAUGAGGAACCUCCUUGAGGAAUUUCAUGCUAAUCAUGGCCUUCGCCCUCCAACUAUUCUUGGUGUGCGGGAGCAUGUUUUUACUGGAAGUGUUUCAUCCUUGGCUUGGUUCAUGUCAAAUCAAGAAACUAGUUUUGUAACCUUAGGCCAGCGUGUUUUAGCUACUCCGCUGAAAGUUCGCAUGCAUUAUGGACAUCCUGAUGUAUUUGAUAGGAUAUUUCACAUAACUCGAGGAGGCAUUAGUAAAGCAUCCCGUGUUAUUAAUAUUAGCGAAGACAUAUACUCAGGUUUCAACUCGACACUGCGGUUGGGAAAUAUAACACAUCAUGAAUACAUUCAGGUUGGAAAAGGAAGGGAUGUUGGGUUGAACCAGAUUGCCCUCUUUGAAGGGAAAGUGGCUGGUGGUAAUGGAGAGCAAGUGCUUAGCAGGGAUGUUUACAGACUUGGACAACUUUUUGAUUUUUUCAGAAUGCUUUCCUUCUUUUACACAACUGUUGGUUUUUAUGUUUGCACUAUGAUGACAGUCCUCACUGUAUAUAUAUUUUUGUAUGGAAGAGCAUACCUGGCAUUCUCUGGUCUUGAUGAACGCAUCUCGAGGGAAGCAAGGAUUUUGGGUAACACAGCACUUGAUGCAGCUCUCAAUGCACAAUUUUUGGUACAGAUUGGUGUUUUCACUGCAGUGCCAAUGAUAAUGGGGUUUAUACUUGAAUUAGGAUUGCUGAAGGCUAUUUUUAGUUUCAUCACAAUGCAACUUCAGCUAUGUUCUGUGUUCUUUACAUUCUCAUUAGGAACUAGAACUCAUUAUUUUGGGCGUACAAUUCUCCAUGGGGGUGCAAAAUAUCGGGCAACUGGCAGAGGGUUUGUUGUCCGUCACAUAAAGUUUGCUGAAAAUUACAGACUAUAUUCUAGGAGCCACUUCGUCAAAGCGCUGGAAAUAGCACUACUACUUAUAGUUUACAUCGCAUAUGGGUAUGCGCAGGGAGGUGCUGUUACAUAUAUUUUGAUAACUCUAAGCAGUUGGUUCCUUGUCAUAUCCUGGCUUUUUGCUCCUUAUAUUUUCAACCCAUCUGGCUUUGAGUGGCAAAAGACUGUGGAAGAUUUUGAUGAUUGGACAAGUUGGCUUCUUUACAGAGGAGGUGUAGGAGUGAAGGGAGAUAACAGUUGGGAGUCUUGGUGGGAUGAAGAGCAGAUGCAUAUCCAAACGAUGAGAGGUCGGAUCUUGGAGACAAUUUUGAGUUUGAGGUUCUUCGUGUUUCAAUAUGGAGUUGUAUAUAAGCUACAUCUUACUGGAAAAGAUACAUCACUUGCAGUAUAUGGAUUCUCAUGGGUUGUCUUGGUCGUAGUUGUCUUGAUAUUUAAGAUCUUUACCUACAGCCCGAAGAAAUCUGCAGAUUUUCAGCUGGUAAUGCGUUUUUCUCAGGGAGUUGCAGCUAUUGGCCUUGUUGCAGCCGUGUGUCUUGUUGUUGCCUUUACAAAUCUGACAAUACCUGACCUUUUCGCAAGCAUCCUAGCAUUUAUCCCGACUGGAUGGGCAAUGCUAUCUUUGGCAAUUACUUGGAGGAGGAUAGUUUGGAGUCUAGGAUUGUGGGAUUCUGUGCGCGAGUUUGCAAGAAUGUAUGAUGCUGGAAUGGGAAUGAUCAUCUUUGUGCCAAUUGCGCUUCUAUCAUGGUUCCCAUUCAUUUCGACAUUCCAGUCUCGCCUUCUCUUCAAUCAAGCCUUCAGUCGUGGUCUCGAAAUCUCACUUAUCCUUGCUGGAAACAAAGCUAAUGUUGAGGCUUAACUCUCUCUACUCAUCUUUUAUUGCUUGUGAACCUCUGCGGAGGAUUUUAUAGUUCACAUGUAUAUUAUUUUGCAGUGCAGUGUGGACUUGGUUCCACAUUUAGUGUGAGAAUGUAUGAUCAUUCUUGGUGGGUUUCUCUUUGUAUUAUUAGUUAUUUAGUUUUGCAUAGUCUGCAGUUCAGUUCCCACCAAUAUUAGCAUAUUGUAUUGAUUAGUCUGUAAGUACGAAAUUAAAUAUAAUCUCCCAUAGUUUAACCACUC
Molecule: messenger RNA, 6309 nt
Organism: Arachis stenosperma
Lineage: Eukaryota; Viridiplantae; Streptophyta; Magnoliopsida; Fabales; Fabaceae
Product: callose synthase 10
Exons: 51
Coding region: 332-6049 (1905 amino acids)
Biological process (GO): (1->3)-beta-D-glucan biosynthetic process
Cellular component (GO): 1,3-beta-D-glucan synthase complex; plasma membrane
Molecular function (GO): 1,3-beta-D-glucan synthase activity
Source: RefSeq, a predicted model, not a curated record